This is a messenger RNA of Pelmatolapia mariae (spotted tilapia), 561 nucleotides long. RefSeq names its product apolipoprotein D-like. Bases 1 to 561 code for a protein of 186 amino acids. Gene Ontology annotation, molecular function: lipid binding. Gene Ontology annotation, cellular component: cytoplasm. The transcript is spliced from 4 exons. NCBI's taxonomy places the organism in Eukaryota, Metazoa, Chordata, Actinopteri, Cichliformes, Cichlidae. Gene Ontology annotation, biological process: lipid metabolic process; tissue regeneration; lipid transport. The record is from RefSeq and is a predicted model, not a curated record.
AUGUCUGCUGUCUACCUUCUUCUCCUGCUGGUCCCCGCGAUCUCAGCUCAGACCUUUCACUGGGGUGCCUGUCCUAUUCCAGAGGUGCAAUCUAACUUCACCCUUCAACCGUACAUGGGUAUGUGGUAUGAGAUUGAAAAGCUGCCUGAUAUUUUUGGAAGAGGACAGUGCAUCAGGGAGGAAAACACCAUGAUGGAAGAUGGGACCGUUCAAGUGUCGUACUCACAGGUGUGGGACCCCCAGAACCAUCAGGGUAAAAGGUGGUACCUGGAAGGGACAGCCAAGGUUAUAGACCCACAAGAACCAGCCAAGCUUGGAGUCAACUUCUUGUCUUUUCUUCCUUACACCCCAUACUGGGUUCUGUCAACCGACUACACCAACUAUAGCAUUGUGUACUCCUGCAAAAAUGUCUUUGGGAUCUUCUACUUUGAUUUCGCCUGGAUUCUUGCACGGUCACCCUCUUUGCCUCCACAGAUGGUGGAUCAGGCCAAACGGAUACUGAUCAGCGGGGGGAUCGACAUUUCCAAUAUGACUCCCACAGAUCAGAGCUGUAGCGUUUAG